UUUCCGUCAGCCGGGUUCUAGCCUUGUACAGUCUGACAGUUGUGAGCCGGAUUCAGCUCAUUAACAGAACCGGGAGGAAAAGACAGAGUGUUUUAGCUGCAUUGAGCUGUAAUCGGUGCUUGUUUGCUUCGGAUAAAUCUAAUGUUUUCGUGCUGUUUCUGAACUACGCUAGCUGUGUGUGUGUGUGUGUGUGUGUGUGUGUGUGUGUGUGUGUGUGUGUGUGUGUGUGUGUGUGUACGUGUGUACACACACUGAGUCUUAGCCUUUAUUGACGCUCUCUAUACCCGCACUGUGGUAUCCGUCACCUGCUUGUCUGCUUCUCGGUCGAGCAUGAGCAUGGUGUUGGAGCUCAGCUGGAAUGCAUGCAAUAGGCUGUAGAAUGAACCUGGCAGCAGUGCUAAAUGGCCUGCUUGUGUCGCUGGUCGCAGCCCUACUAUGGAAGUAUGUUCGGCUAAGCGACCACAUGGCCCAACUGGAAGAGGAGUUACAGCUGACUCGUCAAUCCCAGGAGCUUUCACAUGUGCGUAUAGAUUAUCAUGCUGCUUUGUUAGCUCUGCAAGAGCAGGGCACAAGGAUGGUCUGCACCGGCAAAAUGCAUACUGACCGCAUCUGCCGCUUUGACUAUCUUUGCUACUGUACCGAGGCUGAGGAGUUCAUAUUCUUCCAUAGUAAUUCCUCAGUCAUGCUUCCUAAUUUGGGCCCUCGUCGCUUCCAACCAGCCCUUCUGGAUUUGUCCUCUGUUGAGGAUCACAAUACACAGUAUUUUAACUUCUUGGAACUACCUGCAGCUGCACUAAAGUAUAUGCCGAAGCCUGUGUUUGUGCCAGAUGUCACUCUCAUCCUCAAUCGCUUCAACGCUGAUAAUCUUAUGCACAUCUUCCACGAUGAUCUUCUUCCAAUAUUCUACACCAUGCAACAGUACACAGACUUGGAUGAUGAAGCCAGGCUUGUCUUCAUGGAAGGCUGGGGAGAGGGGAGCCAUUUUGAUCUCUAUCGUCUCCUUAGCAGCAAACAACCACUACUUAAAGAGCAUUUGAGGAACUUUGGCAAGCUCAUGUGCUUCACCAAAUCUUAUGUUGGAUUGUCAAAGAUGACCACAUGGUACCAGUAUGGAUUUGUACAGCCCCAAGGGCCCAAAGCCAACAUUCUUGUGUCUGGGAAUGAGAUUCGGCAGUUUGCCUCAUUUAUAAUGGACAGGCUUAAUAUCACACCAGAGGAGAGGCCUAAAGGUGAUGAUUAUAUAGUAGUGUUUAGUAGAGGUUCUAAUAGGCUAAUUCUCAAUGAAGCAGAGUUGCUUCUUGCUUUGGCUCAAGAGUACAAAAUGAGGACAGUCACCGUGUCCUUAGAGGAACAAACAUUUGCAAGCAUAAUCAAGCUCAUCAGUGAGGCAUCCAUGUUAGUCAGUAUGCACGGUGCUCAGCUUAUCACAUCCAUGUUCCUACCACGAGGGGCUGCUGUCAUUGAGCUUUUCCCAUAUGCAGUCCACCCUGAACAGUAUACACCAUAUAAAACUUUGGCCUCCUUGCCAGGAAUGGACCUGCAGUAUAUAGCAUGGAGAAACAACAUCAAAGAAAACACUGUGGCCUAUCCUGACCGCCCAUGGGACCAAGGAGGCAUCACUCACCUGGAAAAAGAGGAACAGGAACGUAUCCUAGCUAGCAAGGAGGUGCCAAGACACCUCUGUUGUCGCAACCCAGAGUGGCUUUUCCGGAUUUAUCAAGACACCAUUGUUGACAUUCCGUCCUUCCUGGAAGUCAUUCGAGAUGGUCUAAAAGUUAAGCCUAAUCUGAAAAAGAGCAAACCUGCCAAUGUAAUACAUCCUGGUCGAGUCAGACAACCCAAGUGCCAGACAUCAGUGCAGGCUACCCAUGAAGCAAAGCUCUCUGUGUCCUGGCAGAUUCCUUGGAAUCUCAAGUACUUGAAGGUAAGAGAGGUAAAAUAUGAAGUGUGGAUCCAGGAGCAGGGAGAGAACACAUACAUGCCUUACAUUCUCCCUCAACAGAACUAUACCUUUUCAGAGAACAUUAAGCCCUUUACCACAUAUUUAGUGUGGGUGCGCUGUAUCUUUAACAAGAACCUUUUGGGACCAUUUGCAGAUGUUCUAAUAUGUAAAACCUAACUCUGUUAAGCUUACAGUGUCAUGACCUGAGUCAGGGAAAUGCUGAUUAUAAAUACUGUGAAGAUGGAUUAGAUUCUAUGGAAAAAAAGUUUUUCCUGCAACAUGACAUCUGUAGCUGUUUGCCACAGUAAAUGAGAGGAACAUUUUGCUGAGUACUAAAAACAAUACAGAACUCUAAAACUGCCAAAUCAAACUCUUUGAAAAGAUUGCUUCAACUUUAUCAUGUUGAAAGAUUUUCAUUAUUCAAAUUGUAUUUAUAGAACUGUGAGGUAAUUUAUUUUUAUUUAUUAGUUAAAGAUGUCUGUUGUUUAAAUGUUUUGUGCCUAUGGGUGUAAUUAUUAGAUUGAGCUGAAAGAUAUUUUCAAUUUUCCUACUUUUUUUGGCACAAGUGUUUUGUUAAAAAUUUGCAAUCGUGAAUUUGAUGUGACUUGAGCAAAUGUUUCAUGUAGCCAUUACACUCUCAUUGGUUAGCAUAACAUUAGUUAUAAUAUCCAGCCAAAUUAGCCUAAAAAUUGAAAAGUGGUAUUAGAAAUAUGUUAAAUUUUCAUUGUUUGUGAGAUGUACUAGUUUGUCAGUGCUAAGUUUCCUUUUUUUUUUUAAUGUUUAGAAGACAUUUCAUGCUUGCCUAUUUUGAUAUUGAAACAGUUUCCAGAUGAGACUUACUGUAUUGGAAACGUGCAUUGGGACAGCUGAGUGUUUUAACUGUGAUCUAGCAUGAUCGAAUGGAAAUAAAGAUAGAAGACUGCUGCUGGGUUUCUCAAAACUCAGAUGUGAAUCUCA
Molecule: messenger RNA, 2899 nt
Organism: Tachysurus vachellii
Lineage: Eukaryota; Metazoa; Chordata; Actinopteri; Siluriformes; Bagridae
Gene: pomgnt2
Product: protein O-linked mannose N-acetylglucosaminyltransferase 2 (beta 1,4-)
Exons: 2
Coding region: 359-2119 (586 amino acids)
Biological process (GO): protein O-linked glycosylation via mannose
Cellular component (GO): endoplasmic reticulum
Molecular function (GO): protein O-acetylglucosaminyltransferase activity; protein binding
Source: RefSeq, a predicted model, not a curated record